ACGGAAUGUUAGUCUAUUUUCAGCGUUCAUGUGUAACGGUUGUGUGCUGUCUUACCACUGUGCAACGAAAGUUGGUUGAGAGGCUGUCUUCUACGGAUGCGGAUGAGUGUUUCGUCUAUCUCUGCGGAGUCUCGGUGAAUGUUUUGGACGGGAUGUGGUGUCAGUGAUUCAGUGUUUUGUUUUUGGUUUAGUGCUCUUGAGCGAGGUUCCUCGUCGUCGUCGUCAUCGUGUGGGGUGCCACGUGAAGUUCGCCUAAGUGCGGCGGGUGUAAAUUUUAUGAAGUUGGCUCGCAUAAAAUAUCAAAGGCCAUCGUGAAGUGAAAGAACGGUACUCCUAGCAAAGUCCGGUGCUUGUGGUGAUCACGAUUGUAGCGCGGAUUCGAACGCGGAUUCCAAGUGACGGGAGUGGGCCGGAAGAUUUCACCCUAUUUCUGAUAACUGCAUGUCUUCAAGAAAGAGUUCAACAGGUUAUAUCGGGGAAUACGACGUAGAUCGCCGAACUGACUUUGGUGACUUGGUCAAACGCAAGUAAGUGGAAAGAAGAUGAGAUUUAGCGAGGCGGACUGACAGCGAUACGAGCUGUUGUUGACAGAAGGGGAUACAAAUAUUUUUUUCUGCUGAGGACCUAGCAGGUUGUGUGUGUGCAAGCGUUCUUCCCUGCUUCACUCGAACCUGCAAACUUUCCUAACGAAGUAUCUGCGCUACGGGAUUUGCUGUGCGAAAUGGUCCAGUAGCUCUACCGGAAACGGUUGAACAAUCAAAACCGAAUAAAACUACUCUCCGUUGGUUCGCGAUAUUUUAUCUGUAGACACUGCACACUCCGGCGGUCCGCAACCGUGGCGAGAGACAGCGAAAUGCAAUUAUCUAUUUUUUGUUAGGAAGGAAACUAAUAAAAUCCUGAAAGCAAAAUUAAAACUAAAUAAACCAAAAGAAACGCCGUGGGUAUGCCGAGGCAAUCAUAAAAUAAGCACAAAAGUGAGGAAAUUCUAGUGGUCCUUUCCGAAGAGCACUCCGAAGCGACGCCAGUUCAAUGAAAACGAGUUCCCGUGAAGUGAGCUGAGAAAAUUUUAUUUUAUGACCGAUUUUCAUUCCUGGCUACAAAGUAAACCGUGAAGAGCUCUUUGUCAUUCGUCCGAGAGACGGUGGAAAUUCACAAAGUGAACGUGCAGUGAUUAAAGCGAAGAAAAAACUCAAUAAAAUCUGCAAUCGCAAGAGAUCGUCUCCUGCAAAGCACAUGUCACACCGUGUCAGGUGAAAGAAAUACCUACCGUCACCGGAGCACUAUUCAACUAGUCGUGUCAAUUGCAAAUACCUUCCCAUCCAUCUGUACAUAUCGUUGGCAAAUGUUUAAAAGUGAAAACUUUCAAAGCGCAAAGUGACAGUGGCCGACCAAACCCCCGGCCUCCCACCCGCACAGUGAACAGCAAAGUGAACAAAUUAACUACUCUUCGGGAUUCGGAUUCUUUCGCUGCGGUGAGUCCAAACCGUCAUCGGAGCCGGCUUUAGUCAGCAGGUGGCAGUCGAGGCAUCUGUCAGGUUGAGGGAAAAGGUUGAGUGAUGAUAAUGAACGUUAUAUGAACGUUAAAGGUCUCAUUUAAGUCAUAUUUUUAGAGCCCGCAUCUGUACUUCACGACGACAUCGAGGGGGCGAAAUACAGUCCAUCGAGCGACAACCCGGAGCAUAAAUCAUUAGCAUGAAUUCCUACUGGCAUGCGGUACUCCAAGGGACCAUAAAAGUCACCGCCAGCAACAACAGCAACAGCAGCAGCACAGUUUGCACAAGUGUUAUAAUUUACAACCUGUACGGCAACAAUCACAUUGUUUGAAGUCAAAAAACAAAACAGAACAGAAGAAGACGCAAAGAAGAUAACAAACAAACAGGCAGUUCGGCAGUCCAAGGAAAAGAGAAAAUCGUGAAGUGUUUGUAAUUUACAAUUUCGACCUAACCAAGUGUAAAUAGUUAAACAGUAGCAUAACGGCAUAAAAAGUUUUGUUGAGAUAUUGGUCUGGUGUCUAUUGUUGAAGUUGUCUCUGUUACCCAGUGUAUGCGUGGGUGUGUGUGUGUGUGCGCGCGCGCGGGAAAUUGUAAAUAAUCGGAAUCGUUGAACCGUUUGUGGUUAUAGUUUGAAAACAACCAUAGAAAUAGAUCAUAAAGCAACGGGAAAAUAAGUCAUUUUACUCCGGUAGUGUAUUUUCGGUGCAACAAAGUUGCUGUGAGCCGAAACCGAGGAAGUUGAGCGAAAAUUUUGCUGUGAGCAAGAAGCCCAUUAACAGUGAGGAAAAAAGUGAGAACAAACGAAAAAGUUUGCAUCCAGACGAGUUUGUUUGACGAAAACAAAAAGCGGUUAGAUUCGGAAGUGAAGCAGUAGGCGAAAAAGAGAGUUGUUGCGAAAAGUUGCCCCUGAAUUAACAGAGUUGUGAAAAAGUUAGGCGUCACCAUGGAAACCGAGGAAAUUAUUAAACUGGUGGACGGGAUUUAUAAGAAUAUCCUGGACAAGUUCAACCCCGGAGCACGGCAGUUGAUCAGCGCCGGCAAGGCCUACCUGAAGGCCCUCCAUGGAGCUUCCGCAGCAUCGAAUCUGUUCAACGAGGCCCUGGCCAAAAUUGCUGUUAAUGCGCAGCAAGGCGGAACCAUCGAUGUCGGUUCCGCCCUGAUGAACAUCGUCGGAGUGUACAAAGAGAUCCAGGACCAACACAUGAACAUUCUGAAAGCUUUCUACGUGGACCUGCUGGUGCCGUUGGAGACCAACCUGGAGAAGGACACCAAGGUGGUGCAGUUCGAGCAGAAACGAUUUCUCCAGCAGCAUAAACUGCGCUCGGACAGCUACAGCAAGGCGGCGGCCACCAUGAAAAAGUACCGCAAGAAAAGUACGUCCAAGAGUUCGCCGAAAGAUGCCGAGAAGGAGAUUCGCAGCAUCCAAAGCUUCGAGGAGGAAAAACACAAACUGGACCAGUUUUGCGAGUUGAGCUUGAAAAAUGCAAUGACCCAGGAGCGCCGCCGGUACGGGUUUGUGCUGGAACGCCAGUGUUCGCUGGCCAAGCACUGGAUGGCCUAUCACCACUCGGGACACUUGAUCAUCGAAAAAUCGCUGGAUAAUUGGAACGAUGUUGCCGCCACACGUGAGUUUUUGCCGUCCAACGUGGAAAACAUGUUCAUCUCCAAACAGCUGAAGGAUAUCGAAGACGAUGACGACGAUGCGCAGUCGAUUGCUUCCCAGUUGCGCAAGACUCGUUCCAUCGAUGCUUCGUGUUUGGACAUGCGCUCGCUGGGGGACGUCGUAAACAGUACGAUAAUGCAAAUGCCCCGGGCCAAAUCGGAAUUCAAUCUGAACAAUAGCAGCAGCACCAGCGUUAGCACGUUGGUUGGUGUGAUUAAUAGUUCGGGUGGCCCCGGGGGACACAUAAUGAGCUCGGCGACCAUGAACAACAACGGUGACGGCAACCAGUGGGAAAGGCCAACCGUCAAGGCUCUGUACGCGUACUUGUCGUCGGGUGAAAAUCAGCUUAGCUUUCUCGAAGGUGACCGCAUCGCCCUGGUCGGUGAUCGUGCCAAAGGGUGGCAGUUUGGGGAAAAUCUACGCACCCAAAAGUUCGGAUGGUUCCCGAUUGCGUACGCCGAGAACGACCGGGACAACGAUAAGGAAAGCAUCGGUGAAUGGGUGAAAGCACCACCCAGCGAGAUUGAAGUGGAGAACACACCGGAUUCGUCAUUGGAAAGUACCUUGGUGGAUGAACACAUGCACAAAGGUCCGAACAACCACUCGUACCACGAGGACGCCUCGCCGACUCGCAUGUUCGGUGAUACCAUUCAGUACCGUCAGUCGAAACAGUUCCGUCGUUUGUCCCGCGGAGAAAAGCCACCGAAGCCGGGUCCACCGCCGCAGCUGCCCGCACCGGUUCCAACACCAGUCGUGCCUAACUACAACAAAUCGCAGGGAGUUCCCCAGUCCAACAGUUUCUCCUCGGCGGGUGGAGCUCCGCUGGUCGAAAAACGCAAGACUCCUUCGGCCACGAUGAAUUUUAACAAACCGCCAUCAUCAAACAAACCGAAACCAUCGCGUAAUGGAAUUGCCAGUGCCUCACUGCAUAGCAGCAAUGACAGCGGUUUCUCAAAUGAACCCCAACCCCAGCCCGAACCGGAUCUGUACUCGGACGAGGAGACGGUCAAUCGGGUUCCAAUCAGAUCGUCCCGUUCGGAGAAGAACCUCUCGUCACCCCGCUCGAUGGAACGUGAAAUGAGUGAACAGCGCUCACCGCAUCGCCGUUACGGCAGCGCACAGAAUGGCCACGACCACGAUCUGGACGAUGACGACAUCUAUGGGACAAUAGUGCCACCACGUCGGCAGCACGCAAACAACAUGCGCCAGGCAAAUAGUUUUGGCAACAUUGCGGAAAGCAACAGCGGCACGCUGGAAUACGCUUAUCGCUCGCGGACUCGAAUGUCGGAUGGCAACACCAAUCAAAGCGAUUCGCAGAAGAUCAAGCGAACCAAAUCGUUCUGGAAGUUUUCGAAAUCGCAGGACCACAUUCUGGAGGGAAUGGCUAUGUGGAAGCACAACGAUAUCAUUCCGACGGGUCGGGAGAAGCGUGAAAUGGAGAAAAAGGAAGCGACGCUAAAGAGAAACAUGCGCAAGAAGGAACAAUUGGAGAAACAGAAACAGAAGGAAAUGAUCGCCGCUAAAGAGGUGGAAGAAGCUAGAAAGAAAGAAAUGGCGAGAAGCGUCGAAAGCAGCACGUUGUUGAGAAAUCGUGAGCGUGAACGUGAACGUGAGCGCGAUCGAGAACGAGAACAGGAUCGGGAUCGAGAUCGGGAAAGAGAUCGAGAAAGAGAACAACGUGACCGAAUGAGGGAACAGAGACCACACAGUAUAGCAGUGAUGCCAGAGCAGGAAAAAUUUCCGAUCACCAAAUCGGAUAUCGACAAAAGAAUUUCGAAACUGGACGAAAUGAAUCAACAACAACAACAACAGCAGCAGCACCAGCAAUCAAAGAAGUCAAAUCAGAUGGCCAGAUCGGACCGUCAAGACAGGCAGGAUCGUCAAGAACGGCAGGAUCGGCAGGAUCGUCAAGAUCGGCAGGAUCGCCAAGAACGACAAGAUCGUCAAGACCGACAGGAUCGUCAAGAUCGACAGGAAAGAGACCGCCGCCAUGAAGAAUCGGACCGCAAAUCAUCGAAGCAAAAUAAGAAUGACUCCAACAACAAUCGCAAUGCUUACAACGAAAGAAUGGAACAGGACGAUCAGAUCUACGGCGAUUCCAUGCAGAUGAUGCCGAAGAGUAAGGAAAAAUACAGACCAUCCGAGCGGGAAACAAGCAAAAAUCGAAACAAUAACGCAUUGAACAAGUACUAUCAGGACCAGCACUUCGAUGAUUUUGCCAUCAUCCCCGGGGAUACCAUCAUGAUUCAGGACACCAGUUUCUACGAUGACGAUGGGAUGAUGGACGACAUGAUGCUGAUGAAGACGGUUCGCCGAAAGGAAAUUCUCAAGCAGUACUACUCGAGCGGUACGGACACCGAGCGGAACUCGUCCAGUUCGGAUCCGUACGACUGUAUUGUGGUUGAUGAUCAUCUGGUGUCCGCUGCCGACAUGAUGAUGAGAAAGAACCGUGGCGAGAAGAUGCGCGAUGCCCGAAAGGCCAACGGCGAAGGAAACCGAAUGGACCAGAAGAAACCGGAAGAGAAGAUGGCGUUUUCGACGUUUCGCAGUACCGCCGUCGACGAGGACGAAGCCAUUAUGAUGAUCGAGGACGAAAUGAUCGAAGAACCGAGGGAACGUCGUUCGAAGCUGUCCAAGGCCAACAGUGCCGGCCCAAUCAUGGACUCAAUGAAGUACGAAUCGGAGCAGGAAUCACGCAUCAGUGCGAAAGUAACCAGCAAUGGAAACCAGAAACGAAAGUCCACCAAAUCGACGGCUUCCGAUGGAAAGGCCUACGGUCCGUGGUACGAUCUGUGGGGAACGGAUUCUACGAUGCAGAGUCAAAAGUAGGUUAGGUUAGGUGAAGUCUAGUUUAUCGUAGAACACAAAAAAAAAACAAACAGCUCUAUUUUAAUAUGACGAUAAGGAAAUAGCUUUUAAUUUAUACGAAACAUUCUGUUAAAUUGUAGAUCUGAUAUCCACUUUUAACCCACAAAAGCCAAAUUCGUAGCCAACUCAUACUGAAAUAAUUCUGACCGAGGUUAGUCAACCUUUAUCGCUAGCGUAAAGAUUGAGAUUAAACCCACCACCAACGUAUGUAAAAUAUCCAGGAAUUUAAUUUCUUCAAACACUUUUCAAAGUCGCAAAUGCGAACUAUCGUACAAAGAAGUAACAGCUCAAUUCCCAUCCAGUCAAACAAUUCUAAGCAGACAUUCAGAAAAGUGACUACGAAACACACUCAAUUUCAAUUUACACCCAUUUUGUUUAGUAUUAUCUUUUAGCAUUUUUGUUAUUCAACGUUGAGUUUAGUAAGGUUUUUUUAAUUGAUUGUUUUACCCGCUAAUCCGAUCGGGAGAUCGCCAUCGAUCGGUUUAGGGAAAAAAAAGGACGAGCGUGAAAUUUUGGUGCUCAUGUCAUGUUGAAUCCAUGCAAACAUGAAUCGUCUACAGCCGGAAGGCAACAUAAAUUUACUUUGGUUGAGGUUAUUUUUUUUUUUGCUAUUAUAAAGUCGAACAUACAACAAAAAAUCCCUAGUGUUUACAUUAUGUCAUAACCCUUACUCAGUUAGUCAGUAUUUUUAGAACACUUGCGAACGGGUUGCUCCCCAAAAAAAGACAGUUUAUGCUAGUUUUUACCAGUACCAUUUAGCAAAGGACAACUUAAGUUUAAGAGAGUAUUAUACAUAUAUUUUGUUCUUAGAUUAAAUAUAUCAUGAAUCGUUAUUUCUUACGAAGUGCCAAUCGACGAGAAAGAGAGAAGUUUGAUCGACGAAGGAAUGCAAGAUUGUGAAAGCGCCUCUCGGUAGGCAACCAGGCGUGCACACCACUGCUCGAUCAAUGAUCGAAUGAAGCAAGAAUGGGUGAAAGAUUUCAAUGCAGCUGUUCGGAUCGAGCCAGGCGCGCCUUGUUUUCAUUCUUUGUUAUAGCUUGCUAGGAUGUAAGAAAAUAUGUAGUACUUAGUUUGUUUAGGUUAUGAGGCAAAAUGUACAUUCGUUUAUGUUUUUUUACAUUUAAGUUUUAGUUUUUUAUUAAUGCAGUUCGAUUCCAGCGUAAUUUAUGUCAUGAUUGUAAUGAAUAUCAAUUUGUAAUUAACAUUUUCUGGAAAUAAAAUUAUUUUACUCAUA
Malaya genurostris is the source of this 7258-nucleotide messenger RNA. RefSeq names its product zinc finger CCCH domain-containing protein 13 (gene IRSp53). Lineage: Eukaryota; Metazoa; Arthropoda; Insecta; Diptera; Culicidae. The transcript is spliced from 10 exons. Bases 2437 to 5985 code for a protein of 1182 amino acids. Gene Ontology annotation, cellular component: nucleoplasm; cytosol. Gene Ontology annotation, molecular function: protein binding. The record is from RefSeq and is a predicted model, not a curated record. Gene Ontology annotation, biological process: plasma membrane organization; positive regulation of actin filament polymerization; actin crosslink formation.